Molecule: messenger RNA, 1280 nt
Organism: Piliocolobus tephrosceles (Ugandan red Colobus)
Lineage: Eukaryota; Metazoa; Chordata; Mammalia; Primates; Cercopithecidae
Gene: GCG
Product: glucagon
Exons: 6
Coding region: 9-794 (261 amino acids)
Biological process (GO): negative regulation of apoptotic process; adenylate cyclase-modulating G protein-coupled receptor signaling pathway; positive regulation of insulin secretion involved in cellular response to glucose stimulus
Cellular component (GO): extracellular region
Molecular function (GO): hormone activity; glucagon receptor binding
Source: RefSeq, a predicted model, not a curated record
AAUGCAGAAUGAGCAAAGUGAGUGGGCGAGGGAAGUCAUUUGUAACAAAAACUCAUUAUUUACAGAUGAGAAAUUUAUAUUGUCAGCGUAAUAUCUGUGAGGCUAAACAGAGCUGGAGAGUAUAUAAAAGCAGUGCGCCUUGGUGCAGAAGUGCAGAGCUUAGGACACAGAGCACAUCAAAAGUUCUCAAAGAGGGCUUGCUCUCUCUUCACCUGCUCUGUUCUACAGCACGCUACCGGAAGACAGCAGAAAUGAAAAGCAUUUACUUUGUGGCUGGAUUGUUUGUAAUGCUGGUACAAGGCAGCUGGCAACGUUCCCUUCAAGACACAGAGGAGAAAUCCAGAUCAUUCUCAGCUUCCCAGGCAGACCCACUCGGUGAUCCUGAUCAGAUGAAUGAGGACAAGCGCCAUUCACAGGGCACAUUCACCAGUGACUACAGCAAGUAUCUGGACUCUAGGCGUGCCCAAGAUUUUGUGCAGUGGUUGAUGAAUACCAAGAGGAACAGGAAUAACAUUGCCAAACGUCACGAUGAAUUUGAGAGACAUGCUGAAGGGACCUUUACCAGUGAUGUAAGUUCUUAUUUGGAAGGCCAAGCUGCCAAGGAAUUCAUUGCUUGGCUGGUGAAAGGCCGAGGAAGGCGAGAUUUCCCAGAAGAUGUCGCCAUUGUUGAAGAACUUGGCCGCAGACAUGCUGAUGGUUCUUUCUCUGAUGAGAUGAACACAGUUCUUGAUAAUCUUGCCACCAGGGACUUUAUAAACUGGUUGAUUCAGACCAAAAUCACUGACAGGAAAUAACUAUAUCACUAUUCAAGAUCAUCUUCACAACAUCACCUGCCAGUCAUGUGGGAUGUUUGAAAGGUUAAGUCUGUAAAUUUAAGAGGUAUAUUCUGAGGCCAUAUUGCUUUACAUGCCAAUAAAUAAAUUUUCUUUUAGUGUUGUGUAGCCAAAAAUUGUAAAUGGAAUAAAGUUUUGUGAAAAUAUUGCUAAAAUAUCAGCUAUAAAAUAUGAAAGUGCUAGAUUCUGUUAUUUUCUUCUUAUUUUGGAUGAAGUACCCCAACCUGUUUACAUUUAGUGAUAAAAUUAUUUUUCUAUGAUAUAAUUUAUAAAUGUAAAUUAUUCCAAUCAUGACAUAUCUGCAUUAUAAUAAUAGGAGAAGAGAAGAACUGGUAGCCACAGUGGUGAAACUGGAAAGAUAACUUUCUUCUUGAAACCUUUGUCUUAAAAAUAAUCAGCUUUCAAUGUAUCAAAGAUACAAUUAAAUAAAAUUUUCAAGCUUCUUUA